This is a messenger RNA of Erinaceus europaeus (western European hedgehog), 1320 nucleotides long. RefSeq names its product basic salivary proline-rich protein 2-like. The transcript has a single exon. Bases 1 to 1320 code for a protein of 439 amino acids. The record is from RefSeq and is a predicted model, not a curated record. NCBI's taxonomy places the organism in Eukaryota, Metazoa, Chordata, Mammalia, Eulipotyphla, Erinaceidae.
AUGGACAGAGACCCCCAGAUGGAAGGAGACCCCCAGAUGGACGGAGACCCCCCAGAUGGACAGAGACCCCCAGAUGGAAGGAGACCCCCAGAUGGACGGAGACCCCCAGAUGGACGGAGACCCCCAGAUGGACAGAGACCCCCCCAGAUGGACAGAGACCCCCAGAUGGAAGGAGACCCCCAGAUGGACGGAGACCCCCAGAUGGACGGAGACCCCCAGAUGGACAGAGACCCCCCAGAUGGACGGAGACCCCCAGAUGGACGGAGACCCCCCCAGAUGGACAGAGACCCCCAGAUGGAAGGAGACCCCCAGAUGGACGGAGACCCCCCAGAUGGACGGAGACCCCCCCAGAUGGACGGAGACCCCCCAGAUGGACGGAGACCCCCAGAUGGACGGAGACCCCCAGAUGGACGGAGACCCCCCAGGAGGACGGAGACCCCCCAGGAGGACAGAGACCCCCAGAUGGACGGAGACGCCCCGGAUGGAUGGAGACCCCCAGAUGGACGGAGACCCCCAGAUGGACGGAGACCCCCAGAUGGACAGAGACCCCCCAGAUGGACAGAGACCCCCAGAUGGAAGGAGACCCCCAGAUGGACGGAGACCCCCAGAUGGACGGAGACCCCCAGAUGGACGGAGACCCCCCAGAUGGACGGAGACCCCCAGAUGGACAGAGACCCCCCAGAUGGACAGAGACCCCCAGAUGGAAGGAGACCCCCAGAUGGACGGAGACCCCCAGAUGGACGGAGACCCCCAGAUGGACAGAGACCCCCCAGAUGGACAGAGACCCCCAGAUGGAAGGAGACCCCCAGAUGGACGGAGACCCCCAGAUGGACGGAGACCCCCAGAUGGACAGAGACCCCCCAGAUUGACAGAGACCCCCAGAUGGAAGGAGACCCCCAGAUGGACGGAGACCCCCAGAUGGACGGAGACCCCCAGAUGGACGGAGACCCCCCAGGAGGACGGAGACCCCCCCAGGAGGACGGAGACCCCCCAGGAGGACAGAGACCCCCCGGAUGGACAGAGACCCCCCCCGGAUGGACAGAGACCCCCAGAUGGACGGAGACGCCCCGGAUGGAUGGAGACCCCUGGAUGGACAGAGAUCUUCAGAUGGACGGAGACCCCCAGAUGGACCGAGACCCCCCCAGGAGGACAGAGACCCCCGGAUGGACAGAGACCCCCGGAUGGACAGAGACCCCCCAGAUGGACAGACCCCCCAGGGUAGACAGAGACCCCCCAGGACGACAGAGAUCCCCGGAAGGACGAGACCCCCGGAUGGAGGAGACCCCGUGGGCCUACUGUCCAAUCUGGGCUGUGGUCUGA